UCAUCUUCUUCUUAUAGCAUAGGAAAAUCAAAAGGACAGGACUCUUUUUUUCAUUGUUCCUUUCAGAACCCUAAAUUUUGUUUUCCGAAAUUUUUUAGCCAUGAGCAGUAGUUCUUUCGAAGAAUCUCUGAAAUCUAUGUCGUUGGAUUACCUGAACCUUUUAAUCAACGGUCAAGCUUUCUCCGAUGUUACUUUCAGCGUUGAAGGCCGUCUAGUCCACGCUCACCGUUGCAUCCUUGCCGCUCGUAGCCUCUUCUUCCGCAAAUUCUUCUGCGAAUCUGAUCCUUCACAGACCGGAGCCGAACCGGCUAGUCAAACCGGAUCAGGAGCCAGAGCAGCCGCAGUAGGAGGAGUGAUACCGGUUAACUCGGUAGGUUACGAAGUUUUCUUACUUCUACUUCAGUUCUUAUACAGUGGUCAAGUCUCAAUCGUGCCGCAUAAGCACGAGCCAAGAUCGAAUUGUGGAGAUAGAGGAUGUUGGCACACGCAUUGCACUGCUGCCGUCGAUCUCUCCUUAGAUAUCUUGGCAGCCGCUCGUUAUUUUGGCGUAGAGCAGCUUGCCUUGCUUACUCAGAAACAUUUGACGAGUAUGGUGGAGAAAGCCUCCGUUGAAGAUGUGAUGAAAGUGCUGAUAGCUUCAAGAAAGCAAGACAUGCAUCAAUUAUGGACCACUUGCUCUUACCUAAUCGCCAAAUCCGGUCUUCCACAAGAGAUUCUAGCCAAACAUCUCCCAAUGGAACUCGUAGCCAAAGUUGAGGAGCUCCGUCUCAAAUCUUCAAUGCCUCUUCGUUCCCUAAUGCCUCACCACCAUGAUCUAACAUCGGCUUUAGACAUCGAGGACCAUAAGAUCAGGAGGAUGAGACGUGCAUUAGACUCCUCUGAUGUCGAGCUUGUGAAGUUAAUGGUGAUGGGAGAAGGACUCAAUCUUGACGAGUCCCUAGCUUUGAUUUACGCGGUUGAAAAUUGUAGUAGAGAGGUUGUGAAGGCACUUCUUGAGCUUGGAGCAGCCGAUGUAAAUUAUCCAACAGGACCCACAGGGAAAACGGCUCUCCACAUAGCAGCCGAAAUGGUCUCUCCGGACAUGGUGGCCGUCUUACUCGACCACCACGCCGACCCAAACGUCCAGACAGUGGAUGGAAUCACUCCUCUCGACAUCCUUAGAACCCUAACGUCGGAUUUUUUGUUCAAGGGGGCAAUUCCUGGAUUGACUCACAUUGAGCCUAAUAAGCUCAGGCUUUGUCUCGAGCUGGUCCAGUCCGCGGCAUUGGUUAUAUCACGAGAAGAAGGGAACAAUAACAGUAACGAUAACAACACAGUGAUCUACCCUAGGAUGAAAGACGAACACACGAGCGGAAGUAGUUUGGAUUCAAGAUUGGUUUAUCUGAAUCUUGGAGCCACAACUCGUGAUCUUGGGGAUGACAGUAGCAAUCAAAGGGAAGGGAUGAGUAUGCAUCAUCAUCAUGACCCGUCAACAAUGUAUCAUCAUCACCACCACCAUCAUUUCUAGGUCUUUAUAUGGUUCUAUAUUAUACCAUCCUUUUUUUGAUAACCAUCAUCCUUUAGUUAAGACUUAAGAGAUAAACAUAUUCAAUAUCUAAUUAAUUUGUCGUUAUAUAUGGUCUCCUUUUUCGCGGUGAGUAAAUUUAAAACGUUACUUCCA
Molecule: messenger RNA, 1660 nt
Organism: Capsella rubella
Lineage: Eukaryota; Viridiplantae; Streptophyta; Magnoliopsida; Brassicales; Brassicaceae
Product: regulatory protein NPR6
Exons: 2
Coding region: 101-1507 (468 amino acids)
Biological process (GO): plant organ development
Molecular function (GO): protein binding
Source: RefSeq, a predicted model, not a curated record